Messenger RNA from Odocoileus virginianus texanus, 2537 nucleotides. RefSeq names its product methyltransferase like 24 (gene METTL24). NCBI's taxonomy places the organism in Eukaryota, Metazoa, Chordata, Mammalia, Artiodactyla, Cervidae. The record is from RefSeq and is a predicted model, not a curated record.
CGCCCGGGUCGCACCUGCAGCCCGCGCCCGGCCAGCGGCGCGGCGCCAGCAGGAGGCAGGUGACCUACGUGCGCAGUGGGCGCCGAGCGCCGGCGGGGGGCGGCAGGAGUGGGACGCCGGAGCCUGGCUGCUGCGCCCUGCGCGGGCGUCCCCGCCGGAAGGGUCCCCGGUGGCAAAUAGACCUCCAGCCUUGGGCAGGCCCUGCUCACUCCCUGGAUGAAGAAGCCUUGCGGUUCCUGAGAUACAUCAGCACCAUUCAGAUUGCGUGUGAUCACAUGAGCACAGACAGCCUGGCUACUGCCUCCAGCCCUACAAAAAAGCCCUGGUCGGUCUGUCUCGAUGACAGGUUUGGGUUAGUUCAUCAAAUCCGUGUCAAGCAGUGCCGGCUCUAUUCGUUAGGCCUAGGAAGUGAUGAUACCCAAUUUGAGGCUGGCAUGGCCAACAGUGGAUGUGAGGUGCAUCGUUUUGAUCCUAGUGUUAAAUCAGCUCAUGUUCUGGAAAGUGAGCGUCUUUGGUAUCACCGUUUGUCCAUCGACUGGCGGGACCCCCAUCCAGCUUUUGCUGCCCAAAAACCGUAUAGCAACACCAGAAAACUGGGAACCAUUUUGAAUGAAUUUGGGCAUCACAAGAUUGAUGUUCUCAAAGCGGAUCUGGAAAGCGCAGAAUGGAAAGUUUUGGAAAAUCUUAUUCUGGAAGAUGUCCUCGAACAAAUUGGACAGCUCAUCUUUGAGAUCCAUCUCCACUGGCCCGGGUUUGAGGUCAGUGGCAGUGACAGCAGUGUUGUGCGGUUCUGGUACAGCCUCCUUAAAGAGUUAGAACUACAGGAUUUCAGGCUUUUUCACAGUUACAAAGACUUAUCUAAACCUCAGCUUUUCCUGAAAAAAGAUAUUUUCAAUGCAAGUAGCUGUUAUACUCUGGGUUGGGUGAAUACAAGAUGGAAAUAGGACACAGGAUCUCAUCAAGAACUCAAGGAAAUAUUUGUAGCAGGGAACAUGUCCAUGAUUCUAGUUAUUGGUUUACUUGUCUAGGCUCCCACUAGCCUGUGAUUUGCUUGAGGCAGAAGUUGUGUUAUUAGCUUUGUAGUACAUGUGGCUUGACAUAUGGUAGGGGAACAGUUAAUACAUGUUGAGGGGACAGACACAGGAGUCAACCUCCAUCUGCCCAAACCCAAGCUCUAUGCUUUUUGCCUCAGAGUGGAAAUUCUUGUCCUUCCUCACCUCAACUUGGAAGAUAAUCCUCCAUUUAUCUCAGUUUUCCCUAAAAUUAAUUAUGUAUCUAUAAACCAUGAGUUUACCACCAUGAAAAAGAAAUUAUAUAACAUUUCUAUUUUUCCUGGGUUGAUGAGAUCCUUAAAUAUGUAGCUUGCUGUUUAAAACAGGGCCUUUCAUUUGCUAUUCACUCACCUCGUUCAAGGAUUUUCUUGUUCACUGUGUCAAUAACAUUCUUUACAGCCUUGUAGAUUUCAAUCUUUCCUCCUCAACCUUUUCUGAGGCCAUGCUGUGACUUUAUAAGAACCAAUGAUUCUAGUUUCUGGGAAUGCAGACACACCAAAUUCUGUAACUGAGUAAGAAAGACUAGACUAUCAUGUUCUUCAACUCAGGAUUCUUUUUAUGUUCAGCCUUAAAUCCCCUCUGUUCCCAUGAAACUAAACCCAAAACAGAAUUUGAGUGUCUUCAAACCUGAUUUCUCAACUGUGGACUCGCCUAUGGUGUCAUUAUUAUUGUUUUUUUUAGUACAUUAUCUCCAAGAUUAAAUGAGAUUUUCCUUUCUGCCAACUGGCAUUCAUUGUAAGCCUGUGGCCUGAGGGCCAAAUUCUCUCUUUUUCCUGGGAUAGAUACAGUGUUAAUAUCAAACACGCUGUAUAUAUUUUAUAUAUUUUUUAAAAGUAAGCAGGGAAUGCAUAUUCUCAAUAGUUUAAAUGAUCUCCAUCUUUUCUGUCUACAAGAAUUAGACAUUUACUUCUAUAAAUGAUUUUCUAAAAUCCUAUUUCAAGUAAAUUAAUUAAAUAGUGUAAAAAUAAAUCAAAUUAUUACCUUUGAUAUAUUAAAUACAUCUUCUGGCAUUUUCUAUAUCCCAAGAGAACAGUAAUACAUACACUGUUUGUUUAAGAAAUUUUGGGAGAAAGUAGAGUACUGAUUACUACUAGACCUUAAUUCCUUAUCCCCAUUGUUUUACCUCCUUCUACUCUAAACAUUCCCUGGGUUGGCUUUUUUGCUUUUUUGCAGUGGUUUGAAAAUAUUCCUCAGGUAAGAAGCCAAAUACAAUAGAGUUAUAUCAUCUUACUAACUUGACUUCAAAAGGGAAUAAGACUUUCUGAAUUAGUAGCGAUGAUUUUUUUAAAAUAUAAAUGAGGUUUUUUAAAUUAAAACUUACAGGACAUUAACAAAAGUUAUUGAUGUGACAGGGCCAGCUUGAAUAAGUUAGCAGUUUAGUUGCUUUCAAUGUCCCUAGGUAUUUCAAAAGUACAAAAAGUCCAUAAAACUCUAAAGUGGUUUAUCUUGUUAGUUUGCAUGGUAUAGCCUCCAAAACAAAGUUAA